CUUGAAUAACAUCUUCCAUAUUCCACAUCUGAAAUAUGAUUUGAUUUGAGCCUUGUUUGCAUGUGUCUGUUCAACCAUAAUGCUCCAUGCAGGGAGUCAAGUGUGAGGUGUAUUUGAGGGUAGGAAAAACAAUCACAAAAUCAAGUGUCUGCACUAAUAAGAAAUGUUUUUAUUCAUUGCAGUCCCAUUACAAAUAAAGUUUUUAUCAUAGUUUAACAUUUUUAAACAACUUGCUAUGGAGUUUUAUUUUGAAAGUGAUAACCGGAAGCUGAAUCGUUAACAGUGUUGUGUUGACGCUCCCUCGUAAUUGUUGGGUGUUCACCUGAUUGACUCAGAGGAUGAAGUGAACAUUGAAUGAGAGGAGACAUUUCCACAUCCAUGAAAGAACUGAUGAACCGUCGAAAACUGUUACAGGGACUCUUGGAGACGACUUAACUUUAGUUUAAGUGUUGAAUAUACUUCCUGUCUCAAGACUCUGUCUCUUCUCCUCAGCAUGGCUGAGCUGCUGCUCAUCAAGGAUCAGUAUGAGUUGGCGUUUCAUUCUCUGAACCGUGGACUCUCAGCUGAAGAAGGCGGGAAAAAAGAUGAGGCCUUGAUGUAUUACAGGAAAGGACACAUGCAUCUCACUCAAGGUGUGGAGGUCCCUACUGCAGGGCCGAGGCACCAUGGAGCGGUCUGGGACACGGCCAGGCAGCUUCAGCAGAAAAUGAGGGACACCCUGCAGACUGUCAACGGCCACCUUUCUGACCUGCAGUCCUCUCAGGUGACGCCAGUGCCCCAGAGGAGCUUUCUGUUAAAAAACCUUGAUCCUCCCAAAAGCUCUCUAAACCACCUGUACCCCACUGUACCUACUACCAACCAGAACACAACCCCAACCCCCAAAACCCCCCCUCCCAGGCCUCCUUCCCCUGCUGUGUUGCACACACACACACUCCCUGCAGCGGCGCCAGGAACAACAGCCAUGGCAAACACAGGGGAACAACCUCCAGUAUACACACUGCAGCCAACAGCCGGCCACCGCAGCCUGUCUUACAGUCCUGCUGCUGGAGGAGGAGGCCUCCAGACUGGAGCAGCUGCAGGCAGAGAUGGACACGAGCUUAUUUUCAUCCCCUCAGGGGUGCAGAUGUUUUUCGUGGCACCAAAUGGACAGGUCAGCUCCCUGUCCUACCCGGGGUUCCUUCGCAUCAUCACAUUUGAGAACCAGAAAAAAGAUGUCACAGGAGGGAGGCCCUCAGCAUUUCUACAUGUGUGUGACUGUUUGUACCCGCUGACAACAGACACCCCAGUCCUGCUGGCUAACUCUGGGGUCUACAUGUUCCCUGACUGCAUGGCAAAGGUGCCAGGCUCCUACGUGGGCAUUGUGUUGUCCUCUGAGCUGCCUGCUGCUGACCGAGAGAUGUUUAAAGACAUCCUAUCGCAGAUGGCUGAGCUCAGGAUCCAAGGUCCUGUGGGGUCAGAUGUCAUCAAUCUGAGUGAGAAAAUCCCCCUCGGUACUGCAGGAGGGCAAACAAUGCUGGUUGGACCCACAGGGGAGAGGGAAAAACUACUUCCUGGCUGGAGUGAGAAGAUGGCACAAGGGAUUCUGUCAGGUGCCACAAAGGUGAGUCAUCAACUUGUGAGAGGGGCAGAGGCCACUGGUAGAGCCAUCCAUAGAGGAGCAUCCAAGAUCAGAGACCACAUUACACCUGAGGACACCCCUUCAGAGGUCAGCCCCGGUGUCACCAGAAGUCUGUACGUGGCUAAAAAGGCCACUGGGGGCGCUGUGCGGGUCAGCCAGUUCUUGGUUAAUGGAGUGAGCUCAGUGGCAGGACAUGUGGCAGAGAAGGUGGCGCCCCAUGUGAAGAAACAUGGUGCUAAGCUGGUCCCGGAGUCUCUGAAGAGCAAAGACGGUCAGCCGUCCAACGUGGAUGGAGCCAAGCAUGUGGCAGCCAGCGGUGUGCAUGGUUUCUCUGCUAUCUGGACGAGUAUGGAGACUGGAGCAAAGCUCAUUGCCAAAAGCGUCGCAUCAGAGACUGUCAUGUGUGUGACUUACAAAUUUAGGGGCUUAGAGAAUCUAUUAAACUUGUCCAAGAACAUAUGACUGCAUGGGGGAGUAAAGGCAAAGACUUUUGAACUAACAAUUUUCCCUGCUUCAUUUAUACUCUUUCAUUAACACAUAUAAAGUCAGAAAACAGCCCUCAAUGAGUUAAAAUCCUAAUCCUAACCCCACAGAUUUGGCCUUAUAACGUUUAAUCAAACUGACUUUCUUUGAUUCAAAUUUUGUCUGGACGUUUUAUUGUGUUUUGGGUUCUUUUUUGACUUAUUGUAGUUUGGCCAGAAUUCCAUUCCUACUAGAAAGGCCAUGAGGUCAUUUUGACUGCCAGAUUCCAAAUUGUAGUAUCUGUUAUGAUAAAUACCCAAUAUAAAGUGUGAGGUGUUUUUAUUGUUUAAGAAUAUACUGUAUAUGUAUAUAUAGGAUGAAACCCAAUUCAUGAUGGGUGAGUUCAGGUACACAACGAAACAUCUAGGAGGCUGAAUAGCCGUUAUAACAGCAGCAGGUGGACAACAAUACGGAAGAGUCUCUUUGCAGAGGACCAUGAACACAGAUAAAUACAGCACAAAGCUCUUAACCCAGACCUCUCCUGACAAUGUCCCAGAGCCCACUCAGACCUCGGUCAAAGUCUUUUAAGAGACCAGCAGCUCUCUCCAUAUUUAGCAGGUCAAGGUAAUCCUCCAGCCAAGAGUCCUUCAUGAAGCAUGCUGGCCUUCACUCCCUCCAACUAAGAAGAAUCAGACUUUUAACCGAAAGGCACCCAAGGGCCCAAAGGCGUGUGACAGCAGGGCUAGUUUUAGUCUGGGGCUUAUAGCUCAAAAUGCAAACAGAAGAGGAGAAGGGAAGAGCAGUAUGCAAAAUUCCUGUCAUGACGGCAUGCACUUCUGACCACAAGGACUUUUAUCGGCUUCUAAUUCGGUCUGCGGCGCUGUCCAAUUCCUGAAACAGCAGUCAUCUCUCUCUUCGUGCUUCUCUUAACCAUAAUUGCACAAAUAGAGUUGUUUAUUUUUCUCAGUUUUGAUUCAAAAUCUUUCAAAUAGCAUUGUACCCUAACUCAAGGCAGUCAUUGACUGCCUGUGGCCAAAGUAGGUAAAUAUCAAUCAAUCAAUCAAUCAAUCAAUCAAUCAAUCAAUCAAUCAAUCAAUCAAUCAAUCAAUCAAUCAAUCAAUCCACCUUUAUUUAUACUCGAGAGAUCAUUGAGGGGCAACCCUCAUUUACAAUGAUAUCAAGUCAUUUACAGUGACAUUUAAAAAACAUCACAUGCAUCAAGAGUAUCAAAGUCAUCAAAUAGGAUAAUUCUUUUUUUUUUAUAUAAAAACAAUUAAAAGAUCAAAUAAAAUGACUAUAAAAGCACUAUAUAAGAAAGGCCGAUGAUACAAAUGAUAUAAUAAUAUACACAGGUUAAUCUAGCUAAAACAGUUGCAGAGCGGGGUUGAAAGGUUAAAAAUUAGGAUUCUUAAUUGUCCAAAAGUUAAAAGUGCAUUUAAUUCAAGACACUGCUGCAACUUGUCCCAGGAGUCAGGAGCAGAGAAACAAAAGGCAGUUUUUCCCAGUUCUGACCGAACUCGAGGAACAUGCAAAAGUAGCUGUUUUGAGGUGCGAGACUGUGGUCUGGGUAUUUAAGAAGUUCAGUGAGGUAUGGUGGUAAUUUUCCUAAAACAGCUUUAUAGAUAAAAAGAUUCCAAUGGAUAUUGCGUAUUUCAUGGAGAGAGGGCCAGCCAACCUUAUUGUACAGAAUGCAAUGAUGUGUGUGAAAGGGGUCACCUGUAAUAAACCGUAACGCAGAGUGAUAAAUGGAGUCAAGACGUUUGAGGGUUGAGGAUGGUGCGUUUGACAAAAAAAAAACAUGAUCAUAUAAUUGUUGCCUUCUGUGCAAUUUGUAUAAAUGACAUUUUAAAUACUUAAACACACAACUUUAGGAAAAAUCAGGAACCAGCGGCUCUGUAAUCUUUGAUUGAACAAAGUUACAUGAAUUAUAAAUGUUAAAACAGUCAAAAUGACCCCCUUUGGCAUUUCCAGUGUUAAGCCUCUGUCAUGUGUUUGAUUUACUGAGCCUGUUUUCGGGUAUGUUAAACAUCUGCUUGUGUUGGGUGGUUCUGCUUUUGCUGUUCAUACCAUCUAUUUCCUGGUUUGUUGCUAAUAAAACUGCU
Molecule: messenger RNA, 4182 nt
Organism: Notolabrus celidotus (New Zealand spotty)
Lineage: Eukaryota; Metazoa; Chordata; Actinopteri; Labriformes; Labridae
Gene: sparta
Product: spartin a
Exons: 8
Coding region: 494-2080 (528 amino acids)
Biological process (GO): negative regulation of BMP signaling pathway; cell division
Cellular component (GO): plasma membrane
Source: RefSeq, a predicted model, not a curated record